AUGCCUCCGUGGAGACUUGAAGAGCUGCAACUAGCUGCUUCCGUUCUGGAAUACCCCAUUAGUGAUGAUGAGAUGGGAGAACGAUUCUGGAAUUUCGGUGGAAUUACUAACCGAGGACAUCUCGAAAACCUGCUUACGAAUAGGAUAAACACUACCACGAACCACGAUUUCUUGCAUUACGAGCCCAUUGAUGAUGGAAGGUUAGUAGAAACGAAGCUUGUGUCCGAAAUGGUGUGCAAAAAGCUUUCGGAGCGUCUGCUGGGCGUAAUAGAGGGCAGAAUGAAUGAAGUCAAGGGGUUGCUUGACGGCAUACCCCCCGCUGCUUCGCUUAGAGGGUCGAUGUUUGAAGCCAAAGCGCAUGCAAAGCUUCGCGACGGACUGGAGUUGGAGCACAGCGCGUUGUCUUCUUUGCUACUAAACAAAGGACCGUUCCAUCAGCCGAAGUCAAAAACGAUGGACAACCGUAUACUUUUCUUCCAAAUGACGGUCUCCAAGACCCAUCCCGUGCAUGCUUUUGGAAUCAUUUACGUACUUGACCGACUUGGUUUGUUGGAGCUAGUCAGGACCAAUCCCAAGCAAGCUGCGCUUGUCUUUAUGACAUAA
Molecule: messenger RNA, 603 nt
Organism: Phytophthora infestans T30-4
Lineage: Eukaryota; Oomycota; Peronosporomycetes; Peronosporales; Peronosporaceae
Exons: 5
Coding region: 1-603 (200 amino acids)
Source: RefSeq, a predicted model, not a curated record